GUCGUACCGGAAGUACUUUGUUUCUCGACUCCUCAACUUGACUCACUCAGCUAAACUUCAGAAUGGAGCCGAGGGGAGGAAAAACCCGUUAGUUGGCACCGUCAGCGGAGAGAAAGUCGCACCGUCCAUGUCUUUAAAACAAACAUCGACCCGCUGACAAAAAAAACCUACCGACAGCAAUGUCGCGAGAAAACACCACGCGAAGCCUGGACAGUAUAGACCUCGCGGCUUUAAGAGACCCAGCAGGCAUCUUCGAGUUGGUUGAGGUGGUCGGCAAUGGAACCUACGGGCAGGUAUACAAGGGUCGCCAUGUCAAGACUGGUCAGCUGGCAGCUAUCAAAGUCAUGGAGGUCACAGAGGAAGAAGAGGAGGAGAUAAAGCUUGAGAUUAAUAUGCUGAAGAGUUAUUCCCAUCACAGAAACAUUGCUACUUAUUAUGGUGCCUUCAUUAAAAAAGGACCUGCUGGUCAGGACCACCAACUUUGGUUAGUGAUGGAGUACUGUGGUGCUGGCUCUGUGACGGACUUGGUGAAAAAGACUAAAGGAAACUGUUUGAAAGAGGACUGGAUUGCCUACAUCUGCAGAGAGGUGCUAAGGGGUCUUUCCCAUCUUCACUCCCAUCAUGUGAUCCACCGAGACAUAAAGGGCCAAAAUGUUUUGCUCACGGAGAACGCCGAGGUCAAACUGGUUGACUUUGGAGUCUCAGCUCAGUUGGACAAGACGAUUGGUCGAAGGAACACUUUCAUCGGUACUCCCUAUUGGAUGGCUCCAGAGGUCAUCGCCUGUGACGAGAAUCCAGACGCCACCUACGACUACAGAAGCGAUCUUUGGUCAUUAGGCAUCACUGCACUGGAGAUGGCGGAAGGAGCUCCUCCUCUCUGCGACAUGCAUCCAAUGAGAGCUCUGUUUCUGAUUCCUCGAAACCCCGCGCCCAGACUCAAAUCGAAGAAGUGGUCGAAGCGUUUCUUGUCGUUCGUCGACAGCUGCCUGGUCAAAAACCACAUCCACCGACCCGCCACAGACGCUCUGCUGAAGCACGCCUUCAUCAGGGACCUGGCAAACGAGAGGCAGGUCCGCAUCAUGCUGAAGGACCACCUGGACAGAACCAGGAAGAAGCGAGAGAAGGAGGAUCCAGGCUAUGAGUACAGCGGCAGUGAGGAUGAAGAAGAUGAGGUCGCAGAGGAGGAAGGCGAACCCAGCUCCAUAGUGAACGCUCCCGGGGAAUGGACGUUACGACGGGAGUUUCUACGGUUACAGACAGAAGAUCGUCAAGGAGGCAGAGAGGGGGGUCAUGUGGGGGGAGGAGGAGGAGCUCAACAACGACAACAGCAGCAGCACCGGCAGCAGCUGGCAGAGCAGGAGCGGAUCAAGCAGAUUCUGGCCGACCGACAGAGGCGGAUCCAGCAGCAGCAGGAGCAGCGGCAGAAGCUGGAGAAUCAGCAGAAGCAGCAGCUGACGGAGUGUGCCUUUCAGUGGGCGGAGCUUCAGGAGGUUUUUAUGGGGGAGGAGUCUGAUCUCCAUGACAACAGAAUCCUACUGGAGGAGAAAAACAGGAAGUGUGACAGGAGACAGGAUCAUGCUGGCAGACAGCGGAGUGACAAUGUGUCAGUAAGGCCUCUAGACUCCACAGCAGAGCAGAGAGCCGUGGCUCCCAACCCGCCGCUUCAGCACAAGUCCCAGCAUUCACAGCUUCAGCCGCAGCCUAAGCCCCAGCCUCAGCCUCUGGCUMAGCAUCAGCAGCCCUCGGCGGGCCGGAGGUCCCACCGCACGCUGCCCAAAGACCAAACCCAGCUCCUGUCACUGCAGCACGACCACAGGCAGAAGGAGAAGGAGAGACAGCGGCAGAGGGAAGUGCCAGUGGCCCCAGUCCAGAAGUUAUCAGUUUUUAGUGGCCACAAAGCUGCUGCCGCCGCUGCUACUGCUGCUGCUGCUGCUGCAGGCUCACCUGGCCGCCCUGCAAACACCCAGCGCACCGCGAUGGAGCUCCAGGAAUCCCAGUUGGCCAGGGUGCUGCUGGCUGCCGGGCUUCCCAGUCAGAUGCACUCCAGGCUGGGCUCUGGAAGCAACUCCAGUCCUUGUACCCCCGCCAUGCAGAGAGCUCACUUCAGCCAGAAUGCCAAUCUCAUGUCCAGCCGCGAGGCCCCUCACAGCAGCUCGAUGUCAGACAUGGCCAUCUCCCCGCUGUCCCCUUUCUCCCCCGUAUCCCCGACCGAUGACGUCUUCUGGGACUCCGAGGCACCRCCUAAAGUCCCAGAACGCACAACUUCAAAAUUUUACUGCAGAGAGCUGGUGAUGGGACACAAGAGGACGGCUUCAAGUGGCAGUCCGGUGUCGGUGGCAGACCGGAGCGGAAGGUCUGCGUCUCAAGGAGGCUGUUUGUCGAGCAGCAACCACCCAGGCCUGUUCAAGCUUGAAAGUCCUCUGCUGCAGCACCGCCUGCAGCAGCAMAGGCAGACUGACGACACAUCCAGUGGACAUGCACAAGGAGUAAAAGCUGUUCUGGGGCGGCRUAACAAGGCCACCGAGUACUCCUCGUCCAGCGACGAGUUUGGCAGCAGCGACGAUGAGGAAAGAACCAGGUCCGGCCUGUCCAACGGAAAAGGGAAGUACUUCAGAGGAAUCCCCGACGGCAUCGUGCUGCAACCCCACCACAAUCUUAACCAGAUGUCCCGGUUGGGUUCGGACGACACCUACCUGCUGCCGGACCUCCUGCAGAAAACCUCCAGUCCGGUGCACAACGCUCUGAGCCAGCACCGCACACGAGAACUGAACUACUCGCUUUCACCCACGGCUCCCGGAUCCCCGACUCUGCAGGAUCUGCAUGUGAGCUCAGUCAAACGAAACCAAAAGGUGGCCCUGAAGCCUGUUGGUUGGAAAACCAUAAUUCAAGAUGGAUUCCUGCUUCCACAUCUUUAUUCAUUCAGUUGUCCUGUUUGUAUUCAGUCCUUCAGGUCCCUGCCUCAAAAACCUCUGUCUGUCGACCUGACCGUGGAAGAAGGUCAAAGGUUAAAGGUCAUCUAUGGCUCAUUGUCUGGUUUCCACGCCAUCGAUGUUGACUCUGGAACGCCGUACGACCUCUACCUGCCUACGCACAUCCAGGGUCCCGUCCAUCCUCACGCCAUCAUCAUUUUGCCCAACAAAGCCGGGACCGAGGUCCUGGUUUGCUACGAAGACGAGGGCGUCUACAUCGACACGUACGGCCGCAUCACCAAGGAUACGGUGCUGCAGUGGGGCGAGAUGCCAACAUCUGUCGCCUACCUUCAGUCCAACCAGGUGAUGGGGUGGGGAGAAAAGGCCAUAGAGUUGAGGUCGGCCAACACGGGGAACCUGGACGGAGUGUUCAUGCACAAAAAGGCCCAGAAACUCAAGUUCCUGUGUGAGAGGAACGACAAGGUGUUCUUUGCUUCGGUGCAGUCCGGCGGCAGCAGCCAGAUCUACUUCAUGACGCUCGGACAGAACUCUCUGUUCAGCUGGUAACCGGCGGACCUGCUGACUGCUGGCGUCCGUCUUUUUGAUUCUGUGUUCGCGCGACGAUUAGAUUUGUGCUGACCGACGCUGAUCUUCAGGAUUGAAGGAUUAUAACCUCAGGUCUAUUCGGCCUGAUCCCACUUCGACAUGAACUGAUCGCAGAUCUUUCUGCUUGAAUCCACCGAUCGGGCUCCCGCAGCACGACACUCGAGAGAUUCAGAGACAGGUAACUUAAUCGCUGCGCCCCCUGUUGGCAUGGAUUGUCGGUAGGAAGAGCSUAGCUAGCUGCCAGUGCCUUUGUGAGAAGGCAGCGACUCUUUACAGCGUUGCUGUCUCAUCAACAUGUAGCAGAAGAACAUCCAAUCUUGCAAGUGUAAAAAUUUCAGAACACACUCCUGAACGAUUGAAGUUUUUAUUUGUCAGAUCAUUUUURAUUCAGUUAAUUGUGAUUUUGUGACGUCUUCUCAAAAUACUUUUUUGUUAUUAUUUCUAGAUCAGUGCUGCCUGUUUGUAAUACCUCAAAGAUUUUUAUUAUUCAUCAAGACUUCUAGAUGGUCUAGAUACGAUCAAUUUCUAUAAUUUAUUCAUCGAUACGCGACCACACAAACGAUGAAGUGUAUCGUUUUUGUCAGGAUUAUGACUCCACAAUUCACAUAUGGAUCCCUUUAUCUGGAGAAAAACAAUAAUAACUAACGUGAUUGAAUUAAUUGAUAAGCACUUUAAAAAGAAAAUCCUUUUCACACCAAUGCGCUCCGCUACGCUCCACUGCGUAGUUUGUGUAAAAUUUCUGUCUUCUAGCAUUUUCCUAUCAGUUUCCAUAACUUCUAGUGCGAAGUUAUUCAGUCCAGCCCAGAACUUAAACUCAUCCUUUCGUUUCUGCGUACUGAGGACCAAAAACAAAACSGCUUUGAACUUUUGAGAUGAAGAAAAGUGACAGCCCCACUGUUGCUUUUUUUGUGUCUAUUGUACAGCUUACGAUGUACAUAUUUAUC
Molecule: messenger RNA, 4459 nt
Organism: Poecilia reticulata (guppy)
Lineage: Eukaryota; Metazoa; Chordata; Actinopteri; Cyprinodontiformes; Poeciliidae
Source: RefSeq, a predicted model, not a curated record